Prorocentrum cordatum is the source of this 1885-nucleotide messenger RNA. The record is from the annotation of a GenBank genome assembly. NCBI's taxonomy places the organism in Eukaryota, Dinophyceae, Prorocentrales, Prorocentraceae.
UGUCUCGAUCGACUUCCUCCGACCGAUGGGUACGUGUGUGCUGGCCACCGAGAGCCCGAAGGUAGCCAUAUCCACCGCCCGCCGGGGUCCCCGAAGCUCGAUCUCGCGGGCGGUGCUUGUGGAUCCAUCCCCGCCUCGCGCCAGCACCGACGACGGCAGGGCGGCGGACGAGCUGCGCACGGCGCCCGGGGAGGGCGAGGCGCGGGCGCUGACCGUUGCGGAGGCCCUCGAGCUGCGCUCGGCGUUCUGCGAGGCCGAGGGGCUGCGGCGAGCGGCGGCGGACGAGCUCGGCGCGGCGCUCGAGGAGGCCGAGGCGCUGAGGCGGAGGGUGGCCGAGUGGGAGGCCAGGCACGCGGCCACGAUGGACGACCUCCUGGCCGCGCGGGCCGGUGCGAUCGGGGCGGCCACGGAGCGGGGGGCGCUGGAGGCGGAGGCGAGUGAGGCCGUGGCCGCCGCGCGGCGGGAGGCGGCCGCCCUGCGAGAGCGGCUCAGGGCCCGGGACAAGAGCAGCCCCGGGCAGUGGGAGAGCACCCAGGUGCGCGCUGCGCUGGAGGCCGAGCGUGGGGCGCGCGCGGCGGACAGCGCCGCCGCGGAGGAGCAGCUGGCCGCCGAGAGGGCCGCCGCGGCGGCGCAGCUGCGCGCGGUGCAGGAGGCGGCGCAGCGCGGUGUGGCGGAGGCCGCCGCCGCGGCGGAGCGCGAGCGGGCAGAGUUCGCCAGCGCGGCGCGGGCGGAGCGGGAGCGCCUGGUGGCCGGGGCGGAGGGCGGGAGGGCCGAGCUGCGGGCGGCGGCGGAGCGGGAGGCUGCCAACCUGCGGGCCGUGGUGGGUCAGCAGGAGGCCAAGCUGGAGGAAGCGCGGGCGCAGCUGCGGGCGACGCAGGAGGGCAUCGACGGGGUGAGGGUCAGGUUCUGCGCCGAGCUGGAGGCGGUCGAGGCCUCUUUCAACCGCGACGUCGCGAAGGUGAAGGCCGAGGCCGAGGAGGAGAAGGUGGAGUUGCGGGCGCGGAUGGAGGCAUACAGGGUUGCGCUCGAGGAGAUCAAGGGGCAGUUUGCCACUAUGAAGGGAGACGUCGCCAAAAUGCUGGGGGAUCCUUGAGCGAGCUCGCGUCCAUUCUCGGAAUGCUCAGCGAGCUCGCGCUCAGGAAGGGUGCCCGAUGAGAGGGGGCGCGCCCUCGGACGGGCCCGCGGGAGACGUGAGCGGGCACCUCCGCAGAGACCGUCCGGGGGCACCUCUUCGAGCACGCUGCUGGGCGCCUCUCUGGGCCCGCACUGGGCGCCCCGGCGGCGACCCCGGAGGGGCCCGAGCGAGCAAUGGGCGCCGUUCGUGGGCGUCCAUCUUCGGACGCGCGGCGGGCGCGCCCACCGAGCUCGCGGUGGAGGCAUCGGAAACUUUCGUCACGGCGAUGUAUGGGAUUGUCCUCUUUCAGUGUUCUUCCUUGCGGCGCAUCAUGCUUUUUCAACUCGGCCAUGCCUGCUGGCUGUCGACAAGCGCACCCGCCACGGUCAAUGCAACGCUAUUUGAGAAAAUGAGGCCCGAUCCAGUGAGCCUGCGUCCGCCACAGAAGGACGAGCACCUAUUCAUUUUCAGGGCGAACGUCGUCCAAGUAGGCUUCCCCCCUGCAACUGUGGGAUGUCAGUUAGUUUUCCUCUGAAUCAGGACCGAUCGCAGUCGCUGGCGCGUCGGCCGACCAAUGCGCGAGAGCGAUGCGGAGAAACCGAUGUGUUCGAAUUUAGCAUGAGGACGCGCGCGACUUACAUUUAGCACCUUGUCCGGCACGAGGAUGCAGGGUCUCUGGUCCUCUCGAACGACGACGCGCUCGUCCUUCUCCUGCUUUCUUGUCCUGCUCCUGGUCCUCCUGUCCGUCUCCUGAGAUCUGGCGUCGCGACA